AACAAUCGGUAGUUAUUCGGACACCGAACUGCGAAUGCGAACUUUGGCUGUGUUCCGAUAUUCACAGCCAAAGUCUGGUUGUAGUGUGGUGAACGCAUGUGUCUCAUAUCUAAAACGACUUCAGCCUACAUAAUUGUCCUACAUAAUUGUAAUAGGAUAUUUAUUAAAAGUGAAAGAGAAUAGAAGAAAAAAGGUAAUCGAGGAUUAGGUAUAGUGAAAAUGAAUCAAUCGCACAGAAAACGAAAGAAGCUUCAUCUGGAUCCAACGUACGACAGAAGAUUGUUAUCAAUAUCAACUCGUCGUAAAUGGAAUAAAAUACUUAACACAGUUUUACCAAGGAUACUACUUAAUGCAAACAAAGAAGGUCAUAUGAAUGAUUAUGCUGAAAAUGAACCUGAGAAUGUGCAACCAGAAGACGAAGAUAGCUGCAACAAUAAUAACGACGAUUCAGAAGAAAUACAAUCGGAAGAUGAAGAUAGUAACAAUGAUGGCGAGGAUUCGGAAGAAAUAAAUCCGAGGACAAUCACUGAUGAUUUUACAGAAAGAAGCAAUUCAGAACGUGAUAAAAGUAAAAUAAUGUUUAAAGAAUCUGAUUUAACAGUCAAUAGUGUUAUGCGUAUGGUUGCAGGGUAUUCAUUGCGGUUUGGACUGUCGAAUAACGCGAGAAAAAGUUUAAUUAAUGUCCUUAAAUUUUGUGCAGGGCCUAAUUUUACACAACUUAAUGUUUCGAAUUAUUAUUUUGACAAAACAUUUGACCCACCUAAUGACAAAAUACUGUUUCAUUACUAUUGUACAGAUUGCUAUUGUGAAAUAUACCGUACUAGAAAAGAAGAUUUUGUUAAUAUAACUAAAUUAUGCGAACUUUGUGAUAAAGAGUAUAACUUAAAUUUGUCGUGCGAGAACUUUUUUUUAUCUAUUGAUUUACGUUAUCAAAUAGAGUUACUUUUAAAGGCUAAAAGUAUUCGCACAGCAUAUAUGCAGAGUAUUAAUUCAAGAAAAGGUACACAGCAAUAUAAUUAUAUUAAUGACAUACAUGACGGUGAAUUACAUAAAAAAGUAAUUGCUAAUUCAGCACACAUUGUAAGUUAUAAUAUCAGCACAGAUGGAGCACCUUUAGGACAUAAAACUAAACGUAGUAUUUGGCCUUUGUCAGUAAUUUUGAACGAUUUGCCACCCAAGAUUAGAUUUGAAAAUGUUUUAUUAGCAGGUAUUAUGGUUGUAAAGCAAGAACCGACUCCUAAACUGAUGAAUUUAUAUCUUACAGUGUUUGUAGAACAAGCAGAUGCUUUAAGAGAAAAAGGUAUUUCUAUGACUCUUGAUAGUGGUCAAACCACAUUCACAUCAACAACGUUAUGCUUUUCAACAGAUUCUGUUGCUCGAGCGUUGACACAAUAUCGAGUAAAAUAUAAUGGUUAUUUUGGUUGUAGUUAUUGUUAUCAAAAAGGAACAUAUAUAUCGACUAUGCGAUAUCCUUUUGUAAAUGAAAAUCCGGAAUUAAGAACUCAUGAAUCCCAUAUGCGAGAUAUACAACAGUUUCAUUCAAGCCAAUCUUUAAUACAAUCUCGAGGAGUAAAAGGCAAUUCAGUAUUGAACUCAAUUUCAAAUUUUGAUAUGGUAUGGGGCUUUCCUUUCGACUACAUGCAUACAAUUCUGUUAGGGGUUGUUAAGCAUAUUUGGGAAUUAUGGGUAAAAACAUCGUUGAUACAUUUAACUGCUGCUAAAAUUAAGAAUAUUGAUGAAAGCUUACUUAAAAUCAAACCACCUCAUGACGUGAAAAAAUUACCACAUGUAAUAUCCGAUCAAAGUAAUUACAAAGCAAAAGAUUGGAAAUCAUGGCUAUUAUAUUAUAGCAUUCCAAUAUGUUUAGACUAUAUCCCCAAAAAGUAUUUACACCAUUAUGCUUUACUUGUAAAGUGUACUUAUAUUUUGUUAAAAUCAAAUAUUACAAAUGCUGAACUUAAUAAGUGCGAACAAGAUUUAAUGAUCUUUGUUGCUUUGUUUGAGGUCCUAUAUGGAAAAGAAUCAAUGCGGUUUAAUGUGCAUUUGUUGCUCCAUGCUGUUCAAUCUGUUCGGAAGUGUGGACCUUUAUGGGCUACAUCAACCUACCCUUUUGAAUGUAAUAUUUAUUUGUUAAAGCAGCUAGUUAAUGGACCAAAGGGCGUUGAGCAGCAAAUAGCUAAAAAGUCAUUACAGAUUUUGUCAUAUAAAGUAGGAAUGUCAAGUAGUUCAUCGCCGAAUCAUGUAAAAGCGUUUUGUGAGCAAUUGUUCAUGAAAAAUCAGUCGACUGUAAAUGUUGAAGUAAAUGAUGGAGUAGUAUUUUAUGAUUCACAACAUGUAUAUAUCUCAGAUAGCGCUCCAGUUACAACAAAACGGAUAUAUAACAAAUGUAUAUAUAAUAAUCAGGUGUACCAUAGUAAAAAUUAUAAACGAUCAAAAAAAUGGAACGACACUAUUGUACAGUUAAAAUGCGGAAAAAUUGUUAGAAUCGAUGAUAUAAUUAAUGUACCUGAAACAGGAUGCCACUUCUUAGUUACCACAUUCGUUGCCGAAAAAGUAAUUUUACAUGCAAAUGAAUGCACUGUCGAUGAAACAACGUCUCCAGAUGAGACAUUAGCAAGAAUUGGUGACAUUGAUAUGCCACAUAUGUGGAAAUUUGUAGAAGAGACGGGCCAACGAUUUGUAAUUUCAAUUCAUGAUGUUUGUUCGAAAAUGGUUGUCAUGGACGUAGGAACUGAGCAAUUUAUUUGCGCUAUGCCAAAUAUAUUCGAGAUUGACUAAAUAAAAGUUCGCAAUUUCCUAUA
Messenger RNA from Nylanderia fulva, 2801 nucleotides. The record is from RefSeq and is a predicted model, not a curated record. Lineage: Eukaryota; Metazoa; Arthropoda; Insecta; Hymenoptera; Formicidae.